AUGACCUCCCCCAACAAAGACAUCACAAUGUCCCAACCAUCCUCUAUGUCCACUUUGAUCACAGAGGCCAUAUUGAAAGAACCAGUCACACAGGACCCCCGUGGUAUUACACCAGCAACUAACCCACCAUCAACCACCUCCAUGGCAGAAGCUUUCAAUAAUGCAUUGGCGCAACAAGCAUCACAGUUUGCAACCAUCAUAAAAACUCUUGAGAAGAAAAUUGAAGACCUUUCUGUUCCUGGAAGCAACGCUAAAAUCAACCAUCCACCACCAGUUGAAAAGACACAGGCUUCAAGCAUGGCUUCUUCCUCUUGUGCAUAUCAAGGCUUGACUCCCUCAACAUCUAAAUCAAAUCAUAGCCUACCCCGCAAAGGCACAACUGUACCCUUGACUUCAUCACAGAAAAUCAGACGGCCCAUCCCUCGCAAGCGGCAUCUGCUCCAGGUGGCAUCAAGUGUCUUUCCAGUGGACUUUCAACAAUGA
Melampsora larici-populina 98AG31 is the source of this 483-nucleotide messenger RNA. RefSeq lists its product as uncharacterized. The record is from RefSeq and is a predicted model, not a curated record. The transcript has a single exon. NCBI's taxonomy places the organism in Eukaryota, Fungi, Basidiomycota, Pucciniomycetes, Pucciniales, Melampsoraceae. The coding region runs from base 1 to 483 and encodes 160 amino acids.